Molecule: messenger RNA, 1794 nt
Organism: Zophobas morio
Lineage: Eukaryota; Metazoa; Arthropoda; Insecta; Coleoptera; Tenebrionidae
Exons: 11
Coding region: 45-1763 (572 amino acids)
Cellular component (GO): cytoplasm
Molecular function (GO): oxidoreductase activity, acting on the CH-OH group of donors, NAD or NADP as acceptor
Source: RefSeq, a predicted model, not a curated record
CAAACUGUCAAAAUUAUGAAAUAUUUUUUCGUGUUAAUUUAAUAAUGUUUAGACUAUUGCUAUACAAACAUACAAAAGAACUGAUUACCACCUUUUCAACUAACAGGUUCCAACCACAUAGAGGUAUUUUUUACAACUGUGCGCUGUCAAAGAAAAAAACUUCAUUCAUCUCAAAAGGCAACAAAAAAACAGAUAAGGCGAGUCAAGAAGUGUUUUUUCCUUCAUUGAGAAACGAGAGCAUAAAAGACAAAAUAGCUUUAGUAACUGGAGGUACUGAGGGAAUUGGCUUGCAAUGUGUCAGAAAAUUGCUAACUGGCGGAGCCAAGGGGGUAAUGAUUGCAGAUACGAACGCAACCAAGGGUUACGAUACUGUAAUGAAGUUCUCACAGGAGUUUGGUCGAAACAAAAUUACUUUCAUCCAAAUCAAAGCCGCCAAUUAUGUAUUACUUAAAAACGCUUUUAUAUCUACUAUAAACUUCUACAAAGGUUUAGAUAUAGUGAUCAAUCAUGUUAGAUUUCAAGAGAAAAAUUGGGAAGAUCAAAUAGAUGAAAAUAUUAAAAGAGUAGUUCUAAGUACCCAACUAUGUUUGGAGUUUAUGGGUAGCAACUACGGAGGAAAUGGUGGUAUACUUCUAAAUAUAGCUUCCAAUUAUGACGAAAGAACAAUUUCUUGCCCCCUACGUCUCGCUAUACAAGACUUUAUAGUAAGAUUUGAUAAAUCGGUGGCGAAUGCACAUUUUGAUAGCUCUAAUAUCAGAAUAUUAACAAUAUGUAAAGCAACGUUUGAUAGUAUUGGAUGCGAUUUGUCUACAAUUAUAAGCAAAGGACCAAACGGAUGUGUGUGGGAGCCUGCAAUGGCUUUAAUUAGGCCACAUAUGUUGAAAAAUUUGGGGAGUCUUCGUUUAUUCUACGACAAAUUUCAUCUAAAACAAAAUUCGAAUCAUUUGUCCAGUAAAAGUUCAAAACAUCCGGUUAGUUGUAAAGUUGCCCUAAUAACCGGAGGAUCCGUUGGUAUUGGUUACGCGUUUGCCAAAUCUAUGUUGCAAUGUGGCCUAAAGGGGGUGGUGUUGGGAGACGUUCGAGAAGAAGACGGUGAAAAAGCAGCAGAAGAAUUUAAUGAAACUUUCGGUGAAGAUAGGGCUUUCUUUUUGAAAUGUGAUGUGACUAAAGAGGGAGAACUGGAAAAUUUAUUUGAAUGUUGCAUGGAUAAAUAUCAAGCUAUAGAUAUUGUAAUCAAUAACGCUGGAUUACUCCAAGAUAAAUAUUGGUCUCUUGAAAUUGACGUUAAUGUGAAAGGUGUAAUUCAUGGUACAUUACUUGGUUUCGAAUAUAUGGGAAAGCACAAAAAAGGUAAAGGAGGAAGCAUUGUAAACGUUGCAUCAAUUUAUGGUCUACAACAAGCACAUGGGUGUCCAGUUUAUAACGGUACAAAAGGCUUUGUAAUACGUUUUACUGAUGCCAUGUCGAAUGAAUAUUAUGAAAAAUUAACUGGAGUCAAAGUUUUCACCAUUUGUCCUGGUGUAACCGACACUAAUAUGAUUGAUGAAUCUGCUAAAUACGGCUUGCAAGGGUUUGGUGAUGUAGGCAAAAUAUUAAGCGACGCACUGGCUCAUCUGCCAAGUCAACCGGCCGAAGCUUGUGGAGACUGUCUACUGAAAAUGUUAUGUGCCGAUCAAAAUGGCAGUAUAUAUGUAAUAGAAGAAAGUGAGUGUUACCAAGUUAAACUUCCUGAUCGUCAUUCUCUUCGAGUUUGUGAUGAUUGACCUUUUUUGAAUGAUAUGUAAAUUAAUAAGU